Molecule: messenger RNA, 1491 nt
Organism: Pyrus x bretschneideri (Chinese white pear)
Lineage: Eukaryota; Viridiplantae; Streptophyta; Magnoliopsida; Rosales; Rosaceae
Product: protein RETICULATA-RELATED 4, chloroplastic
Exons: 8
Coding region: 175-1341 (388 amino acids)
Source: RefSeq, a predicted model, not a curated record
AAGAAAGAAAGAAGGAAGAAGACCAAGACCAGUCCUCCCCCAGCCAAAACCCCACCAACCCUUUUUUUCUGAACAGUCUUUCUUUCUGGUUCUCCCAUUCUCUCUCUACUCCUUCAAAGAGGAGAGAUAGACAGAGAGAGCGGGAGAUACUGAAAGUAAAGCAAACAACCAACAAUGGCAGCAGUCACCACCAUCUCCAACUUCGCCACCUUUCACUCUCAGUUUCUCCCUUCACCAACCAACCCCCACCAUUUCUCUUUAUCCCCAAAAAACUUCACUCUCACCAUCGUCGCCCGCACUAACAUCACCGCAACUCCCUCCCUCCGACUCACAGCCUCCCGCCUCACCCGAUCCCGCCUCGCCUCCGCCGCAUACGGUGGUGAACCCCCCGCAGGAGGAGGCGGAGACGGCGGAAGCGGAGGUAAUGAUAACGAUGACAGUGAUGGGAGUGGUGAUGGUGAUGAGGACCGGGAUCGGAACAAGGCGGAGGCCCUGGCGGCAAUGGCGGAGGCGGGGAGGUCGUCGGAGAGUCUGCCAAAGGACUUAGCGGCGGCCAUAAAUGCCGGGCGGGUGCCGGGCUUGAUUGUGAAGAGGUUCUUUGAGCUGGAGAAGUCGGCGGUGUUCAGAUGGUUGCUUGGGUUUGAUGGGUUCAAGGAGCGGUUGCUUGCGGACGACUUGUUCUUGACUAAAGUUGGCAUCGAGUGCGGCGUUGGAAUAUUCACUAAGACUGCUGCAGAAUUGGAGCGGCGCCGAGAAAAUUUUACCAAAGAGCUGGAUUUUGUUUUUGCUGAUGUGGUGAUGGCCAUCAUAGCUGAUUUUAUGCUUGUCUGGCUUCCCGCUCCUACUGUUUCGCUUCGACCACCUCUUGCUGUCAGCGCAGGCCGUAUUGCUAAGUUCUUCUAUGGGUGUCCGGAUAAUGCUUUCCAGGUAGCUUUGUCUGGAACAUCUUACUCACUCUUACAGAGAAUAGGUGCAAUAGUGAGAAAUGGAGCUAAACUAUUUGCAGUUGGGACUGGUGCAUCUCUGGUUGGUACGGGUGUAACAAAUGCAUUGAUUAAUGCACGAAAAGCUCUCGAUAAAUCCUUUGCUGGUGAAGCUGAGGAUGUUCCCAUAUUAUCAACCAGUGUAGCCUAUGGAGUUUAUAUGGCAGUUUCUAGCAAUCUAAGGUACCAAGUUCUCGCGGGAGUAAUUGAACAGCGACUUCUGGAACCCUUGCUGCACCAGCACAAGCUUAUACUGAGUGCAAUUUGCUUUGCUGUUCGAACUGGCAACACGUUCUUGGGUUCCUUGAUGUGGGUCGAUUAUGCACGUUGGAUUGGAAUUCAAAAGAUCCGAGAGUAGUGCGUGCGGUGGAUUACUUAAGUUACAUGAUUGUUUGUGUGGAUAUUGAUUUCAUUUCUGUUCUCACUGUUAUACAAACGAAACAAUCCUUUCGCUGAAAGGCAGUGAACGAAACAAUUCACAUGUAUAAAAAAGUAUCUUUCUUUGGCA